UAAUUUAUUAAUAAACAUGUAUUUAUAACAAAUAACUUAAACUAAAAUAAACAGGUACAAAACAAAUAAUUAAUAAUCGAUUUGAAUCCACGUUCGAAGCGUACCGUUGCGCGUCGCUGUUAUCGACCGCCCGUCCGGUGCCGCCAUCUAGCGAGUCGCACGCGAACGCCGCAUACAGUCCUCCGAAAUAGGUUUUUCGCGGAAAUUGCGACGAAUUCAGCGAACCCACCCCUCCGUGACGCGACUUUUUGGCCAUAGCGGGUUCGCGGAUGCGGCGCGUGAAUUGUGCGGACCACGUAACGGAGGAACGCACGACGAAUAAGUGCGGCGUCGGUUUGUGCGCGAUCGGUAACGUCACCUUUCCCGUUCUGACGGAGUGACGCCAAGCGAUUAGCCGUGGGGCGACUGUCGAUGGACGUGUAAAUACGUGUGCGUUGCACCCUUAAAAAUAAUAACGCGAUUUAUGUAUAAAGCCGUACUGUGAUUUAUCGACUAUGGACACAAGCGAAACUGUAAAAAGUAAACAGCCGCAGGAGUACAUCAAACAGGAGUUGGACAUUGAGGUGGAGGACUUCCAAAAAAUAUGCAGGACAUGUUUGUCCAGGGAUAAGCUGAAGGCAAUAUCUAAGGUGUCUCACAAGGAUGGGGUCCAGCUGACCGAACUGUUCAAACAUUAUUUAGAAGUAGAUACAACCAGCAACCCUCAAAUGCCGCAGAACAUAUGCAUGAAGUGCACGAAGGAGAUAUGGAAGUUCUUCGGUUUCAAGGAGCAAGUGCUGAAAUACGACCUGCUAUUCAGGCAGAUAAUAACGAAAAAGGACCAGGUCUUCCACGAGACGGACUUCGCGAACGACAAGAAGUUCGAGAUACUGCGCGACGACGACGACGACCUGCACGCCGACCUGGCCGCCGACUCGCCCGGCUCCUGCUCCGACGACGACGUCGUCAAACAGGAGGAGCCGAACGCGGACGAGACGAUCAAGAGCGAGACGAUAGAGACGUUCAAGCAGGAGGACGACUACUCGGACGAGGACGACAUACCGCUGAUACUGCGCUUCCCCAAGUCCGAGAACGGCAAGGAGGAGCAGGACGGGCCGCAGGACCGGGCCAGGGCCGCGCCCAAGACGAAGGUGUGCAAGUACUGUAGCAAGGAGGUGGUCGCGUCCAAGAUGUCGCAGCAUCUCAGGGUGCAUACGAAGGAGAAGCCGUUCGAGUGCAACGUGUGCCAGCAGAGCUUCAGUCUGGCGGGCAACUUGCGACGGCACAAGAUGAUCCACACCGGCGAAAGGCCGCACGUCUGUCAGAUCUGCGGGAAAGGACUGACCGGUGAGCGGGGCCUAAGAAGGCAUUUAAAACAGCACGAACAACCAAAGAAGCAGAAAAACACGUGCGACCAAUGCAAAAAGGUCUUCUACCGCAUCUCGGUCUAUAAGCAGCAUCUCGAGCAGCACAAGCAAAAAGACAAUGUGAAAGCCGAGAUGUACCCCUGCGCCACCUGCGGCAAGUCCCUAAAGACCAAGGAGUCGCUCAAAAGGCACGAACUGAUCCACGAGGAGAAGAUGUUCUUGUGCAGCCUGUGCGGCAAGUCGUUCUCGGUGAACGCCAGCCUGCAGAUACACCUGCAGCGCCACUCCGGGGAGAAACCGCACGAGUGUCACGUGUGCCAGCGCAGGUUCUCCAUCAAGCCGCUGCUUAAGCGCCACAUGCUGUGCCACGUCAACAACAAGAAGUACGAGUGCAAGGAGUGCGGCAAGCGGUUCAACUUCAAUCACAGCCUGAAGACGCACAUGGUCAUACACUCGGGACUGAAGAUGUUCGCCUGCGAGAUCUGCGGCAGGGCCUUCGCCGAGAAGGGCAACCUGACCAAGCACAAGGGCCUCCACUCGGGCGACAAGCGGUUCCCCUGCUCCAUUUGCGCCAAGACCUUCACCAGGAGCCGCGACAUGCGGAAGCACCAGAGAAAUGUACAUUCCAUUGACACCUUCACCAUUAUUGACGUCAAAACCGUCAACGAACAGGAAGAUUUUUUAGUAGUUAGUGCAUGCCCCCACUUGACUACUUGUCCAGUAGUACAGUUAAGUUUUGUUGUUCAAGGAUACGCGUCGGCCACGACCCUGCAAAGACACUCGCUGACCCACCGCGUACCGUACGACACGCCCACGAAAAGAGAGGAGUACGUGUGCAAAACGUGCGGCAAGUCGCUGAAGACGGCCGUGACGCUGAAGUCGCACGAGCUGACGCACGAGCACAAGGACUACUUGUGCAGCGAGUGCGGCAAGUCGUUCGCCAUGAAGUCCACCCUCUAUUACCACCUCAAGAGGCACACGCCCGUUAAGCCGCACGAAUGCCAGGUGUGCCACAAGCGGUUCUCCGUCAAAGACCUGCUGGCGAGGCACAUGCUCAUCCACGUGCCCAACAAGCGGUUCGACUGCAAGAUCUGCGGCAAGCGGUUCAACUUCAACCACAAGCUGAAGUACCACAUGGUCAUACAUUCGGGCGUGAGACGUUUCGAGUGCGAGAUAUGCGGCAGGAGGUUCACCGAGAAGGGCAACCUGACGAAGCACAUGGACGUGCACUCGGGCGAGAAGUACUUCCCGUGCGGCGUGUGCGGCAAGUCGUACUCCCGGGAGAGGGACAUGAGGAAGCAUCAGCGACUUAACCAUAAAAUAGGUAACUGGUUUUAUUUAUUUAAAGGGCUGUCGUCCGCGAGGAGUCUCCGAAGACACCAGAGGACGCACCAGGCGGACAAGAAACCGCGGCAGACCUGCGCCGUUUGCGCCAAGACUUUCUUGCGCCUCAAACUGUACAAUAAACACAUGCUGAGGCACCAAGAACUCAAGCCCGUUUACUCGUACUACUGUAAGACGUGCGGCAAAAACAUGAAGACUUUGGAGACGUUAAAGAAACACGAAACAAUACACGAGGAAAAGAAGUACCUGUGCAGCGAGUGCGGCAAAGCCUUCACCGUCAAGGCCAGCCUCCAGAUCCACCUCAAGAGGCACUCGGGCGAAAAGCCGCACCAGUGCCAGGUUUGUGCGAAGAACUUCUCGAUCAAGGAGCUGCUCAAGCGCCACAUGCUGUCGCACGUCCACAACAAGAGGUACGAGUGCCAGGACUGCGGCAAGAGGUUCAACUUCAGUCACAACAUGAAGAAGCACCGGGCCAUACACGCGGGCCUGAAGCCGUACUGUUGUGACUUGUGCGGCAGGCGGUUCACGGAGAAGGGCAACCUGACGAAGCACAAGGAGAUACACGCGGGGGUGCGGCACUUUCCUUGCCACGUUUGCGGCAAGAGCUUCACCCGGAGCAGGGACAUGAGGAAGCACGAACGAUUCACGGAAGUGGCCCUUCUGGAGGACCACUUGCUAACCCACGAGGAUUCGGAAGUGAUCACAAUAGAACUGGAGUCGAACGUCCAAACUUUGGAGGCGGCAAAACGUCAUAAGUGCCCUUGGUGCAACAACGCCUACAACUUAAAAGGCGACUUGACGGUGCACAUGAGGAAACACACGGGCGAAAGACCUUUCUCCUGCCCCACUUGCAACAUGACCUUCACCAAAAGCAGCACCCUAAACACCCACCAAAGGUACAUGCACAGCGAGAAGAAGUUCCCUUGCAAGGUUUGCGACAAGACUUUCGCCCGCCCGGACGGCUUGGAGUCGCACAUGUCGGUGCACGGUGGCGACGGCCCCCACGUCUGCCCGAUUUGCUCCAAACGUUUCAAGCAGCCGAGCCUGCUCGCAACCCACUUCAGGACGCACACAGGUGAAAGACCCUUUUCCUGCCAGUAUUGCGGCAAGCGUUUCUCGCUGAAGGGUGACCUGAACAUUCACGAAAGGUUGCACACCGGAGAACGCCCGUACAAGUGCCCGACCUGCAACAAAGCCUUCCCCAGCUCCGGAACUAUGAGCAGGCACGGUUGUCGUCGUACCCAACUAAAGCGACCGAGUGCAAGGAACUACUUUUGCCACGUCUGUGGUAAGAUGUUUUUGCUGAAGACCCAUCUGGACAACCACGUUAGGACGCACGGUGACGAACGGUACGAGUGUUCGUAUUGCGGCAAGGGGUUUUACACCAAAGGCAACUUGAACGUGCAUCUGAGGACGCACACGGGCGUCCGCCCCUACGCCUGCACGCACUGCCUUAAGACGUUCACCACUUCGAGCUCGUUGAAAAAGCACUUGAACCUUCAUCUCAGACCACAAACUGCAAGUACGAAAUCGACGAUUAAUGAAAAACACAAAAAGCUGAACGGUGAAGACAAACCCUACACGUGCAACGUAUGUGAUAAAGCUUUCACCACCCUUGGGAGUUUGAAGGUGCACUUGGGGUUGCACUAUGGGAAGGAAUUCGGAGAUGUAAAUGAGGAAAUGGCUGAUGAAAAUGCAGUCGAGUUUAGCGAGGACAAUAAAACAACUUGAAUUCAAUUUUGUAUGUUUAAAAAAAUACCAAUAAUAAUUGGAAC
Molecule: messenger RNA, 4465 nt
Organism: Aethina tumida (small hive beetle)
Lineage: Eukaryota; Metazoa; Arthropoda; Insecta; Coleoptera; Nitidulidae
Product: zinc finger protein 91
Exons: 7
Coding region: 495-4421 (1308 amino acids)
Cellular component (GO): nucleus
Molecular function (GO): zinc ion binding
Source: RefSeq, a predicted model, not a curated record